AUGGCCGAUCACGACCUUGAAGGCAAUCAAGAAAAACAUAGCAAUGGCGAGUCACCCCAACAGCCAGAAUUGCAGCGAAGGCUCAAAAGCCGACAUCUACAGAUGAUCGCAAUGGGUAAGAACUCUGACCCUAUCCACAUAUUUGUUCUUAUUCUUAUUCUUAUCUUUUUCGUAGGAGGUGCCAUCGGCACAGGUCUUUUUAUAGGUAGUGGGAGUGCCAUUGCUACUGCAGGCCCUGUUGGCGCCCUAAUUGCAUUCACCUUCCUUGGAUCAAUCGUGUUUUCAGUCAUGAUCGCCUUGGGUGAGGUGGCCACCUACCUACCGAUCCCAGGAGCCUUUGCCACAUAUGCGACGCGCCUGGUCGAUCCUAGCUUAGGCUUUGCGAUGGGUUGGAUUUACUGGUUUUCAUGGGCCUCGACAUUUGCCCUGGAGUUGACUGCCACUGGCCUCAUCAUACAAUAUUGGGAUGACACGAUCCCAAUGGCGGUAUUUAUUGCCGUGUUUUGGGUUAUCAUUAUCAUACUGAAUAUGUUUCCUGUGAGCUGCUACGGUGAAGUUGAAUUUUGGCUUUCAAGCAUCAAGAUCAUCACCGUGGUCGGGUUUAUGAUAUUCGCGAUUUGCAUUAAUGCCGGGGCUGGUAGAGAGGGUUAUCUGGGAUUCAGAUACUGGGUGCAUCCAGGCCCAUUCCGCCCUUAUCUAAUUGAGGACUCUGGACAAGAUGCUCUGGCUAAGUUUGUCGGAUUCUGGGCCAUUUUGAUCAAAGCUGGGUUUUCAUACCAAGGCACCGAGCUUGUCGGUAUUGCUGCGGGUGAAACAGAAAACCCUCGAAAGAACAUCCCCUCUGCGAUUCGCAAGACCUUUUUUCGGAUCGUGUUUUUCUUUGUGUUUACGAUUUUCUUCGUCGGCAUCGUCGUGCCAUCUAAUGACAAACGCCUUACGUCUGAUGACAGCGGUACAAAUGCGGAUGCGUCCCCCUUUGUCAUUGCUGCAAAACGUGCGGGUGUCAACGUCCUGCCUAGUAUUAUCAAUGCAGUCCUGCUCACAGUGGUCCUUUCCGCUGCCAACUCGAACGUAUAUAGCGGCAGUCGAAUUCUCGUCGGCUUGGCCCAUGAGGGGUUCGCUCCUCGCCUUUUCUUGAAAACAACCCAACACGGCGUGCCCCAUGUGAGUGUGGGCUUCACAGCACUCUUUGGCCUACUGGGCUUCCUCAAUGUAUCAAAUUCCGGAGCCACCGUUUUCAACUGGUUGAUCCAGAUUGCUGGCCUAGCCGGUUUCAUUACCUGGGCAUCUCUUAACAUUUGCCAUCUUGCCUUCAUGAGAGCGUUGGCUGCGCAAGCCAUUCCACGUGCUACUCUCCCAUAUAAGGCUCCCUGGCAACCUUUUUUCUCUUGGUAUGGCUUGUUCUUCAACUCGCUUAUCAUCAUCACGCAGGGCUUCACUGCUUUCAUUCCGACAUUCAGCGUUACCGACUUUUUCAUCAACUACCUCAGUCUGAUCUUGUUUGCCGUACUAUACAUUGGCCAUAAGGUUGCUUUUCGGCCGACGUUUGUGAAGCCUGCCGAAGCUGAUAUUGACACUGGGCGAUGCGAGGAAUAA
Molecule: messenger RNA, 1596 nt
Organism: Penicillium digitatum Pd1
Lineage: Eukaryota; Fungi; Ascomycota; Eurotiomycetes; Eurotiales; Aspergillaceae
Source: RefSeq, a predicted model, not a curated record